AUGGGCACAAAAACCGAUUCAGUUAUAUUCAUUCUGACAAUACUGACGUUCUAUUACAUCGAUGUAUUUAUGCAACGACAAGACAUCAACCCUGUCCCACCCUCGCGAUCAAUAGAGUGGGGAGAGUACAAUUUCCUGCAUACGACAGACAUACACGGUUGGCUAGCUGGACACAAGAAAAAGAGCGCACCUGAACCGAAUGGUAGUGGAGACUGGGGGGACUAUGCCUCUUUUGUAGAUCACAUGCGCUCCAAAGCCAAUGAUAAAGGCGUUGAAUUAUUCGUAAUAGAUAGUGGAGAUCUGCAUGAUGGUAGUGGACUAUCGGAUGCUGUCAAACCAGGAGAUGUUAAUGGACAUGACACCAAUAACAUAAUCUCAAUGCUGGAUAUUGAUAUGCUCACUAUUGGUAACCAUGGUUUAUACAAUCCGGAUGUUACGCUCGACAUCUACAAGAAUUUCACCACAAAGUGGAGCAAACGCUAUCUGACAUCAAACACAAAUAUAACUGACCCAGACACGAAUGAAUCUGUGUCAAUAGGCGAAAGAUAUCUUAAACACGUCACAAAAUCCGGACGCAAAUUUACUGCGUUUGGUAUACUAUUCAAUUUUCCAAACUCAAAUUGGAGAGCACACGUACAACCGAUCGAAGAAAUGGUCAAAGAAGCCUGGUUUGAUGAAGCGACAGAUGAAGCUCCUGAGUUCUUCUUAAUCAUAGCGCAUAUGGCUAUCAAUGACUCUAGUUGGAAUGUUGUUUUAGAAAAAUUAAAGCAAAAGCAUCCUCUGGUUCCAAUUAUCAGCUUUGGCGGACAUCAACACGUUAGAGAUUGCGUUUUCAACUAUGAUGAUGGAAGGGACGUACGCAUGGCAAGUGGUCGGUUCUUAGAGACUGUUGGCUGGAUGGGUGUAAAUAUAUCAAGCGACGGAGAGCUGGAAGUCUCACGUAAAUAUUUAGAUGCAAACCCCGUUGGUUAUGCAUGGCAUUUAGAUAUAGACAAGUCAAAGCUUGUGACUCACUUGGGAAAGAAAAUUAAGGAAGAACUAAUGAAACUUUGGAACAAAUUAGGACUCGGGCAAAUUAUCGGAAAGAUAGACAGAGAUCUUUACCAAAGUCGUGUACCUGCUACACAUCCAGAUUCACUUACGUAUUGGAUGAAACAUGAAGUCUUGCCGUCAAUCAAAAACCCUAGCCGCGAGUAUGAGGGCGUACCGAGGCUAAUUUUGAUGAAUUCUGGUGCUAUCAGAUUUGAUUUAUACAAGGGAAUGGUUAACAAGAAUGAUGUGUUUACGGCAUUUCCAUUCAGCAAUUCGUUACCGUUUGUUAAGGAUGUGCCAUUCAGGAUUGCUAAGAAGAUGCUCGUAACACUUAAUAACUUACCUGAAAAUCCUUUCCUGUCCAGUACAAACGAAUUAAAAAGCCUAUCUAUCGGAUACAAAACUGAUGAUACAUGCCCUGGAGUAGGAGAUGAUGUUGCACAUGCAAGAUUGGAAUAUUAUGAUCAGCCAGCACUAUUUUCAACCGAACUAGAUAGUUUAGAGGAUGAAGAUUUAGUUGACGUUGUUUUCAUAUCAUUGUGA
Messenger RNA from Wallemia ichthyophaga EXF-994, 1575 nucleotides. RefSeq lists its product as uncharacterized. The coding region runs from base 1 to 1575 and encodes 524 amino acids. Gene Ontology annotation, biological process: nucleotide catabolic process. Gene Ontology annotation, cellular component: cytosol. NCBI's taxonomy places the organism in Eukaryota, Fungi, Basidiomycota, Wallemiomycetes, Wallemiales, Wallemiaceae. The transcript is spliced from 12 exons. Gene Ontology annotation, molecular function: hydrolase activity. The record is from RefSeq and is a predicted model, not a curated record.